AUGGGUUCUCAGGAUCUUUUGACAUUCAGAGAUGUGGCCAUAGAAUUCUCUCGGAAGGAGUGGGACUGCCUGAACCAGACCCAGCGCUCGUUAUACAGGGAUGUGAUGCUAGAGAACUACAGGAACCUGGUUUUCUUGGCAAUGUCAUCUAAUGACACAGAAGGCCUUUUGCUAAAGAAGUACAUAGACGAUUCAUUCAAGAAUGUGAUGCUGAAACGAUAUAGAAGCUGUCAGGGAAUUGACACUGGGGAGAAAUCCACCAAAUGUCAAGAUUGUGGGAAGGUCUUGCGAGAUUUGUCAUAUCUAAGGAGACAUAAGGUCAUUCAUUCUGGAGCAAGGCCCUACAAGUGUGGAAAAUGUGGCAAAACCUUUAAAUGGGCUACAAGCUUUAAACAGCAUCAGCAGCAUCACAGUGGUGAGAAGCCUUACAAAUGUAAAGAAUUCAGUAAAUCCUUCAGUUACUCCACAGGUCUGGCUGUGCAUUAUAGAACACAUACUGGAGAGCAGCCUUAUACAUGCCAACAAUGUGGCAAACUUUUUUACCAGAAGGGAAAUCUGGUUAUACAUCAGAAAAAUCAUUCUGGAGAGAAACCUCACAUAUGUAAAGAAUGUGGGAAAGCUUUUAUCCGAUACACAGACCUUAUUCAGCAUGAGAUGAUCCAUUCUGGAUAUAGACCUUACAAAUGUGAAGAAUGUGGAAAAGCCUUUAGCCGAUACUCAACCCUUAUUCCACAUCAGAGAAUUCAUUCCGGAGAGAAGUCUCACCAAUGCAAAAAAUGUGGCAAAGCCUUUAACUGGAAAUCACACCUGACUCGACAUGAGAGGUUUCAUUCUGAUCAGAACCCUCACAAGUGUGAGGAAUAUGGCAAGGCCUUUAAACAGUACUCAGAUCUUACUCGACAUCAGCGAAUUCAUUCUGGAGAGGUAAAGAUGAAUGUAGGAACUUCUUAG
Sorex fumeus (smoky shrew) is the source of this 951-nucleotide messenger RNA. Its product is annotated as zinc finger protein 737-like. The transcript has 3 exons. The coding region runs from base 1 to 951 and encodes 316 amino acids. Gene Ontology annotation, molecular function: DNA-binding transcription repressor activity, RNA polymerase II-specific. NCBI's taxonomy places the organism in Eukaryota, Metazoa, Chordata, Mammalia, Eulipotyphla, Soricidae. Gene Ontology annotation, biological process: negative regulation of transcription by RNA polymerase II. The record is from RefSeq and is a predicted model, not a curated record.